Pteropus alecto (black flying fox) is the source of this 1008-nucleotide messenger RNA. Its product is annotated as olfactory receptor 1052-like. The record is from RefSeq and is a predicted model, not a curated record. Gene Ontology annotation, cellular component: membrane. Lineage: Eukaryota; Metazoa; Chordata; Mammalia; Chiroptera; Pteropodidae. Gene Ontology annotation, biological process: G protein-coupled receptor signaling pathway; sensory perception of smell. Gene Ontology annotation, molecular function: odorant binding; G protein-coupled receptor activity; olfactory receptor activity.
UUGCUGGUGUAGCAUGAUUAUUCUCCAUUUAUUCCCAUUUUACUGUUAACAGGUACCAAGGAAAACGAACACAUGGCUGAUGUUAAUUUUACAUUGGUUACUGAGUUUAUCCUCUUGGGACUGACAGAUAGUGCUGAACUGAAAGUGGUCCUCCUUGUGUUGUUUCUGCUUAUCUAUACCAUUUCCUUAGUGGGGAAUCUAGGAAUGCUCUUUCUAAUCCGAAUAACUCCCAAACUCCAAACGCCUAUGUAUCAUUUCCUUAGCAGCCUGUCCUUUGUCGAUGCCUGCUAUUCAUCAGUCUUUGCACCCAAAAUGCUGCUGAACUUCUUUGUUGAACGAGAGACAAUCUCAUUUUAUGCAUGCAUCGUGCAGUACUUUUUUUUCGUGUCACUCCUUACCACUGAGGGCUUCUUGCUGGCUGCAAUGGCGUAUGACCGCUAUAUGGCCAUUGUGAACCCUUUACUUUACACAGUGGCUAUGACUAAAAUAGUUUGUGUUGCCCUGGUCAUUGGAUCUUGUGUAGGAGGUAUAAUCAACUCAUUGACACACACAAUUGGCUUGGUGAAACUGUCUUUCUGUGGGCCCAAUGUCAUCAGUCACUUCUUCUGCAACCUUCCCCCGUUUUUGAAGCUGUCAUGUUCCGACACAUCUAUGAAUGAAUUGUUGCUUUUAAUCUUCUCUGGCAUUAUUGCAAUGAUCACUUUCUUGACUGUGAUGAUCUCCUACACCUUCAUUGUCGCUGCGAUCCUGAGGAUCCGCUCAGCAGCAGGAAGACACAAAGCCUUCUCCACCUGUGCUUCCCAUCUAACAGCUGUGACUUUAUUUUAUGGCUCUAGAGGCUUUAGCUACACUCAAUCAAGCUCUCAAUAUUCCUUAAACAGGAUGGUGGUAUCUGUGCUUUAUACCCUGGUGAUUCUGAUGUUAAACCCAUUGAUUUAUAGCCUAAGAAACAAGGAAGUGAAGGAUGCUGUGAAAAGGGCCCUAGAAAUGAAAUAUAUCCCUUGUUAA